AUGACCGGCUACUGCACCCCGUCUCCCCAGUCAGCCCGCAUCCUCAAUGCUGGAGUGUCGGCGGUCUUUCAUGGACAGCUCCACCAGCCCUCCUCCAAAUCCUCACCUGUCUUGGCAGUGUCGUCGGAGGCUGGAACUGACACUCCAAAGAGAAAAGCGACAGAGGCACCAGAGAGCCGGCCCCGGGGCCUAACACUUUCUCAGAUCAGUCCUCAAUCCAUGGAUCCGAACCAGGAGGUGAAUACGCCCCAACCCGGGAUAUUCGACAACAGUGAUAGCGACAACCUUAUUGACAACGCUGCUAGUCAAUCCUACCUCGAAGGGUUUUGGAACGGUAGCGACGAUCCCGUCGAACAGGAUAGCAAUAAACGGCCGAAGAGCGAACUACGUGGUGUUGAGGGUAGGAAGUGGAGAACUGACUCCAACCCGCAAAAACCAAGGCCGAAGCUGUCCCGCCGAUCGACUGGUUCGAUAAUGGUAGAUUUGACUCUCACUGGCGACAAUGACGACAACCCGGAUGACGAUCUUCCAAUGACUCCCGCCACACGACCGGCGGCUGAAUUCGAAGUGUGGCGGGAUGAAGAGCAGACGCCGGUCAAGAAGGGUGGCUCCCGGACCCGGAGGGCUCCUUUGACGGAUAUCUCGCUCAGUAUAGGGACACCUACUAUGCCGGCCGCAUUCUUCAACACCAAGCAGCUGGGACCUCUGAUGACAAGGCAGCCAAAGAAAGUCAUCAGUCCCUUCCCUCAAUGUCAACACUACUGGGAUGAGUAUGCCAACGACACCUUUAACUAUCUCCUAGAGAUCGAGAGCCGAUAUGAUCGCUAUUUGUACUUUGACGAACAUUCCGAGUUUGGCGACUAUCGGGCUACGCUUGUUCAAUGGAUUAUAGAACUCUGCUAUGGAUGGUUCAAGCUCCCUCCUGGCACUCUCCAUGUCGCUGGAAACUUGAAGAGCCUGCAGGCACGCUCGGCACCUACAACCUCGAAUAUGGAGGUCGACAUACUGAAGGCUCUGAAAUUUGAGAUUUUGGUGGCCAGCGCUACAGGCUUCUCUGACUAUAUUCAGCGAGCAAUCGUUGAUCACGAAGAAACACGGCAGCUUAUCGAUAUUGCGGCGGCGGCGGUGUGGAUUUCGCUGUGCGCGAUUGGGCUUGACUGGAGCGAGGAUCUGGCGAUCUUGACGGGGUACAGUCGAAAUGAUCUGUCGCCGUGCUCUGUUGUUUUCAGCGACCUUGUCCUUUCAACUGACAACCCCCUCGAUCUUCAAGCGACGCUGAACUUCCGAUACCCUAUCGACCAGACCAUGGCCACCCUGCGAACUGUCCUUGCACGAUGA
Linnemannia hyalina is the source of this 1338-nucleotide messenger RNA. NCBI's taxonomy places the organism in Eukaryota, Fungi, Mortierellomycota, Mortierellomycetes, Mortierellales, Mortierellaceae. The record is from the annotation of a GenBank genome assembly.